This is a messenger RNA of Cutaneotrichosporon cavernicola, 2661 nucleotides long. RefSeq lists its product as uncharacterized. The transcript is spliced from 3 exons. Gene Ontology annotation, biological process: maturation of SSU-rRNA from tricistronic rRNA transcript (SSU-rRNA, 5.8S rRNA, LSU-rRNA); ribosomal small subunit assembly. Gene Ontology annotation, cellular component: small-subunit processome; Pwp2p-containing subcomplex of 90S preribosome. The record is from RefSeq and is a predicted model, not a curated record. Bases 1 to 2661 code for a protein of 886 amino acids. Gene Ontology annotation, molecular function: protein binding. NCBI's taxonomy places the organism in Eukaryota, Fungi, Basidiomycota, Tremellomycetes, Trichosporonales, Trichosporonaceae.
AUGAAGUCCAACUUUACCUUCCAGAACCUCUGCGGUACAGUGUACCGGCAAGGCAACGUCGCGUUCACACCCGACGGCAACAGUGUGCUUUCGCCAGUGGGUAACCGCGUGAGCGUGUUCGACCUCGUCAAUAACAAGAGCCGCACACUGCCGUUCGAGAACAGCAAGAAUGUCGCGGCGAUCGCCCUCUCCCCUGACGGGCAGGUGCUCAUUUCCAUCGACGAGGAUGGGCGCGCACUCCUCGUACACUUCCGCAAGGGUACGGUGCUGCACCACAUGAACUUCCGCAAGCCGGUUGCAGCCGUUGCGUUCUCCCCCAACGGCAAGUACUUUGCCCUCACGCAUGGCAACCACAUCCAGGUGUGGAACACUCCGACGCACCUCGCUCGCGAAUUCGCCCCCUUUGUCCUGCACCGCGAGUAUACAGGACACCAGGAUGACGUGCUCUCCAUCACAUGGAGCCGGACGAGCAAGUACUUCAUUACCACCAGCCGUGACAUGACUGCGCGGCUGUAUACGACUGAUCCGCUUGACGGGUUCAAGCCCAAGGUGUUUGGCGGGCACCGCGACGCGGUGGUCGGCGCAUGGUUCUCAGACGACGAGAAGACGAUCUACACUGUCUCGAGGGAUGGAGCCGUGUUCACCUGGGCGGCAAAGAAGACGAUUGCCGAUGAUGACAGCGACAUCGAGAUGGACAUCCUCGACCUGCCCUCGACCUCGGCCAGCGCUGAGAAGGCGGCCGAGUUCGUCGCAGCCUACACGCGAUGGGGUGUGGCUGCGCGCCACUUCUUCAACCAGGCCGGCACAAAGGUCGCGACGGCGACGUUCCACCCCCAAACGUCGCUCCUCGUGGUCGGGUUCAGCAGCGGCGUGUUUGGGCUGUGGGAGAUGCCGGACUUUACGCCGGUACACACGCUCAGCAUCUCGAACGAGAAGAUCAGCAGUGUCGCCGUGUCUCCCAGUGGCGAGUGGCUCGCUUUCGGCGCAGCCAAGCUCGGCCAGCUGCUCGUGUGGGAGUGGCAGAGCGAGAGCUAUGUCCUCAAGCAGCAGGGGCACUACUACGACAUGAACACGCUGAGCUUCAGCCAGGACGGCCAGACAAUCGCGACCGGAGGCGAGGACGGCAAGGUCAAGCUCUGGAACGCUGCCUCCGGCUUCUGCUUUGUCACCUUCCCGGAGCACAGCGCGUCCAUCAGCGCAGUCGAGUUCACCAAGCAGGGUCAGGUGCUGUUCAGUGCCUCGCUUGACGGCACUGUGCGCGCAUUUGACCUCGUGCGCUACCGCAACUUCCGAACGUUUACAUCCCCGACUCCAGUGCAGUUCUGCUCGCUCGCGGUCGACCCGUCUGGCGAAGUCGUUGCGGCUGGGUCGCUGGACUCGUACGAGAUCUACCUCUGGAGCGUGCAGACUGGUAAGCUCCUGGACAUUCUGAGCGGACACUCUGCGCCCGUGAGCGGGCUGAGUUUCUCGCCUGCCGGCGACCGCGUGGCGAGCUGCUCGUGGGACCGCAGCGUGCGCAUCUGGGGCGUGUAUGGCCGCGACCGCGCGUCGGAACCCAUCACCGUCUCCUCAGAGGCCACAUCGCUCGCCUACUCGCCCGACGGCAAGGAGCUGUGUGUGAGCACGCUUGAUGGGCAGUUGUGUUUCGUCGACGUCGAGAGCUCGGAGAUCAAGAGCGUAAUCGAGGGCCGUCGCGACAUCAGCGGCGGCCGUAAGGCCGACGACGCUCUCACGGCCGCGAACAACGCCGCUUCGCAGUACUUCAACUCUGUUGCGUGGACCGCCGACGGGCGUUGUGUCCUCGCGGGCGGAGCGAGCAAGUACGUCGUCCUGUACGACCGCACCGACGGGGUCAUGGUGAAGAAAUUCACCGUGUCCGACAACUUGAGCUUGGACGGGACGCAGGAGCUGCUCGACAGCCGUAAAAUGACUGAGGCGGGUAACCUGGAUGCUCUGGACGACGCCGCUGCCGACGAGGAGGACCUCGCCGACCGUCUGGCAGCGGAUGCAACGCUGCCUGGAGCACAGCGCGGCGAUUUGAGCAAGCGCCGGACGCGGCGGGACGCUCGUACCAACUGUGUGCGAUUCUCGUCGACUGGCCGGAGCUGGGCCGCUGCCUCGACUGAAGGUCUCCUAAUUUUCAGCCUGGACGAAGGGGCGGCCUUUGACCCCGUCGACUUGGCUCUCGACCUGACCCCAGAGAGUGUCCUUUCCACUCUGGAAAACGGAGACCACCUCCUCGCCCUGGUCAUGGCGCUGCGACUGAACGAGAAACCCCUCCUUCAGCGUGUAUUCGAGGCGAUCCCGCCAGCCGACGUACGCCUCGUUUCUCGCCAACUUCCCACGACACACGCAUUGCAGAUGGUCCGCUUUGUCGCUGAACACGCCGAGUCGUCGCCCCACGUCGAGUUCGACCUCGUCUGGGCCGCAGCACUGCUUACCUCGCAUGGACGGCUUAUGCGCGAACGCAAGGGCGAGUUUGCUCCUGUGCUCCGUGGCCUAUUCCGGGCACUGCAGGAUUGGGAGAGCAGCGUCGCCAAGAUGUGCGACGAUAAUGCGUUUGCGCUCAAGUACAUCAUCUCGCAGAACCGUAAGGCUGAGGUGGAGGCCGAGGCCGAGGCGGGUAAUCCUGCGAUGGAGAAUGGGACGCUGCUUUACUAG